AUGUCUGGCCAGCGCUUCGAGACCCUGCAGCUGCAUGCUGGCCAGGAACCUGACCCGGCCACAAACGCGCGCGCUGUCCCCAUCUAUGCUACUACGUCUUUCGUCUUCAACGACUCUGCCCAUGGCGCGAGACUAUUCGGCCUCAAGGAAUUCGGCAACAUCUACUCGCGGAUCAUGAACCCCACUGUCGACGUCUUCGAGAAAAGAAUCGCAGCUCUCGAAGGCGGCGUCGCUGCCGUGGCCGCGUCUUCAGGCCAGGCCGCGCAGUUCCUCACCUUUACAGCCCUAGCUCAUGCCGGCGACAACAUCGUCGCGACGAGCAACCUCUACGGCGGCACCUAUAACCAGCUCAAGGUCUUCCUGCCGCGUCUGGGCAUCCAGACCAAGUUCGUCCAGGGCGAUAAUGCCGCUGAUAUUGCCGCCGCGAUUGAUGACCGUACCAAGGCUGUCUUUGUAGAGACUAUUGGCAAUCCGCGCUAUAACGUGCCUGAUUUUGAGGCUAUUGCAAAGGCUGCGCAUGACAAGGGUGUUCCUUUGGUGCCGACAACUCAGGUCGACAACACCUUCGGCGCUGGAGGCUACUUUACGCGCCCCAUCGAGCACGGUGCCGACAUCGUCGUGCACAGCGCCACGAAAUGGAUUGGCGGCCACGGCACCACCAUCGGCGGCGUGGUCGUCGACAGCGGGAAAUUCGACUGGGGUAAACACGCAGCUCGAUUCCCGCAAUUCAACGAGCCUUCCGAGGGCUACCACGGCCUCAAGUUCUGGGAGACCUUUGGCCCCAUCACAUUCGCAAUCCGCGUGCGCGUCGAGAUUCUGCGGGACUUGGGUUCGACGCUGAACCCAUUCGCGGCUCAGCAGCUUUUGCUGGGGUUGGAGACGUUGAGUCUGCGCGCCGAACGCCAUGCGAGCAAUGCGUUGACGCUGGCGCGCUGGCUAGAGAAGAAUGAGAAUGUCGCGUGGGUGUCGUAUCCGGGACUGGAGAGUCAUGCUAGCCAUGAGACGGCUAAGAAGUAUCUGCCUCGUGGGUUUGGUGGUGUUUUGUCCUUUGGCGUCAAGGGCAAUGCGGAUGCUGGAAGUCAGGUCGUUGAUGGCUUCAAGCUGAUUUCGAAUCUUGCCAACGUGGGCGACUCGAAAACUCUCGCAAUUCACCCCUGGUCCACAACGCACGAACAGCUCUCGGAAGAAGAGCGCAUAGCGUCUGGUGUCACUGAAGAUGCUAUUCGGAUCUCCGUGGGAACCGAGCAUAUCGACGACAUCAUUGCGGACUUUGAGCAGUCCUUCAACGCUCUUCGUGCUGCUUAG
Molecule: messenger RNA, 1305 nt
Organism: Talaromyces atroroseus
Lineage: Eukaryota; Fungi; Ascomycota; Eurotiomycetes; Eurotiales; Trichocomaceae
Product: O-acetylhomoserine (thiol)-lyase
Exons: 6
Coding region: 1-1305 (434 amino acids)
Biological process (GO): transsulfuration
Molecular function (GO): transferase activity, transferring alkyl or aryl (other than methyl) groups; pyridoxal phosphate binding
Source: RefSeq, a predicted model, not a curated record